Lasiosphaeria miniovina is the source of this 6333-nucleotide messenger RNA. Its product is annotated as putative regulator of reproduction dopa. Gene Ontology annotation, cellular component: trans-Golgi network; endosome. Bases 401 to 6079 code for a protein of 1892 amino acids. The record is from RefSeq and is a predicted model, not a curated record. Lineage: Eukaryota; Fungi; Ascomycota; Sordariomycetes; Sordariales; Lasiosphaeriaceae. Gene Ontology annotation, biological process: Golgi to endosome transport. The transcript has 6 exons.
CCGCACCGCAGCCCACGGAACAUCCAUAGAACUUACCAUAGGCCGGUAUUACGUAGCUUCACAGCACCAAUUCCAUUCCUAGCCGCAUUGCCAUUCCUGAGCAGGGUGACGACGACAUCCUUCUGGCCUCUGUAGGCACCACCUCAGCCUGGACACCUACCUAGGUAAGGUACCUGGUAGGUAAGGUACGGUAGUUGGGGACGGGAUCCAUCUUUACGAGUCGGCAUGGAAUGCGCUAUCUCCUCUGUAUAGCGACGAGCCUUUGCCUGCGCCCGCAUCUGCAACUGCACCUACACUCGGCUGGGUAGGGACCCUCCAGAGCAGACGAAACAACGGCGGCAACGACAGCAGCGACAGCAGCGACAGCAGCAGCACCACCCCGACAGAGUCGCCGCCGACCAUGUCCCUCGAGCCCGGGCGGCGAUCCGCGUCGCCCGACAACAGCUCAGGCCGCGAGUCGCCCGUACCGCGGCAGUGGAGGAACCAGCUGGGGAGCGAGGACACGCCGCCCAAGGACAAGUAUUACCGCCGCUAUGCCUCGGGCGUCGACCGAGCCCUCUCGCUGUUCGACACGGCGUUGCAGGAAUGGGCCGACUACAUCUCGUUCCUCAACCGCCUGCUCAAGGCGCUACAAGCCCGCCCCUCCUCCAUCCAUACCAUCCCCGCCAAGCCGACGGUUGCGAAGCGCUUGUCGCAGUGCCUGAACCCCUCCCUGCCCUCGGGCGUCCACCAGAAGGCCCUCGAGGUCUACAAUUACGUCUUCACUGUCAUUGGCAAGGAUGGUCUGUCCAAGGACCUGCCCCUAUACCUCCCGGGCCUGGCCUCGGUUCUCUCCUUUGCCUCACUGGCCGUGCGCUCUCCCUUUCUCGACCUCCUCGAGCGCCACUUCUUGGACCUGAAUCCGCGCGCCUUGCGCCCGGCCGUCAAGUCCAUUGUCUUGGCUCUCUUGCCCGGUCUUGAAGAGGAGACGAGCGACGACUUUGAGCGCACACUCAAGCUCAUGGAGCGCUUCAAAGCUGCCAUCCGACCCCCGGGAAGCCAGGACAUCACCCCGGCGCACUCGACUGGCGACGGCUUCUUUUGGCAGUGCUUUUUCUUGGCUUCCAUCACCGGACACAGCAGAAGGACAGGCGCCCUCGCCUACCUCGUGCGCUCUCUUCCAGAGCUGGGCCACCCGCUGCAUCCGGAAUCGCAAAGAUCAGGUGAUGUCCACAAUGGCCCGGAAACAGAGGUUUCUGCAAAGCUUUCCCAGCUCGUAACAUCUCCCGAGCCAGGCCUGCUAGUGCGCUGCUUUGCCGCUGGUCUCGCCGACGACCAGCUUCUCAUCCAGCGCGGAUAUCUGGACCUGCUCGUAACCCAUCUCCCGCUGCAUUCCAACGUUCUGCAGCGCAGGGCCAAGGCUGGCGACCUCGAGCUCCUCCUGAGAGCCGCGUCUGGCGUGACAACCCGCCGAGAUAUGAGUCUCAACAGGCGCCUGUGGACCUGGCUUCUUGGCCCCGAGCCCGCUGCCUCGGGAGAGACAGAAAGCGGGUUGGAAUCUCCCAGCUCUCCCUCGAGCCACGCCCACGGCUUUCUUGUGUCGCGCACGAGCUACUUUGAGGAGUUUGGCCUGCAGCCUCUGACGAAGGCCCUACUUGCCAUUAUCACGUCCAGUUCGGACAGCAACCCAGCCGAGAGAGCAAGGCCGUACCGUGUAUGUCUGUCUCUGAUGGACAGGUGGGAGAUUGGCGGCUUGGUUGUGCCCGAGGUAUUCCUCCCUAUCGUGGAUAGCGUCCGCGACUUCAAGGCCAGAGCCGAGAACAAGAGCGAUUUCGCCGAGGUUCUGCGGAGCGCCAGCGUCUUUUUCGAUGGUGUGGAAAGCGGCUUGAUUUACAGUGAAAUUCUGACCCUGGUCGCCCAGGCUGUGAGCCCAGGAGAUAUCUCCGUCGCUGACCGCGUGGGAAAGCUCGAUCUUGUCGACUUCAUCCUGACGUACUUUAAGGUCAGAGAGGAGGAGAUGAUCACCAUCCACGCUCCGCUGACCCUCCUGUCCAUCCUGUGCAUGAUGGAGGAGGCAAAGGAGAGAGAAAGGUCGCUUUCGUCCCUUGACCCCUCCAUCCCGGCACAGGCGCUCGAGAUCGCCGCAAGUCUGCUCGAGCUGAUCCCUGAGCGAGCCUUUUCAAAAGACCCUGCGAAUAAACACCCUCCCCCCGUCGAGCCAAAGAUACUAGCGGCCAUCCCCAAUGUGGAACUGCUCAAAAAGGUCAACACCUUUUAUGUCUCUGACCAAGGAAACCUGGACGCCGCACUUCCCCCCUUUGCCCCGCAAAACCUAGCAGAACUUCUCUUGCAGAAGGCGUGCAAUCUCAGCUGCGGUAGCCUCGACCAGAAAGAGUCUGGCGCAGACGUGGCCGUAAAGAGCCGGAUUCUCAUGCUCCUCCUGUCCAAGUCUCCUCCAAAGUCAUUCCUUGACACCAAGAAGCUUCUUUCAUCUCUUCGGGGGGGCCUUUCUCCCGAGUCACCCAUGGCAUUUACUACUUAUUCCUCCAUCCUCUCGCUGUCUACAAAUCUAUAUUCGGCGAGCCGGAUUUCGAUUGUUGAUCUGUCGGAGAUUGUUUCUCCCUUGGUCCAGCAUGCCUGGACGUUCCUCUCGGCCUCGGAGCCCAAAUAUCACGUAGAGACGGUCCGUAGUCUUUGGCUGCUGCAGACUGCACUGACGCCGACGAACCGGGACGUCGAGGCCGCCAUCUGCUCAUUGGUGCUUCAAAAGGACGUUACUGGCACGUUUUCUCAGCGCCCUGCCGAUCCUGGCCGAAGCUUUUCCAUCCUUUGGUCUCACAGCUUACAAGACAACCCCUCUGGGGCCGACCGACGGGGUCCCAAGACUCCUAACGGCGACCCCAAGAUCCCUCCGCGUCUAGGCGGCAUGGAUAACUACGAGGUCAUGCUCACGCGGCCUCUGUUCCUGAUGCUGGAUGCCCUCAGUGACGAGAGGACACAAUUAUUUAUGACUGUCAAGACUUGGCUCGGCAGCCUUGUGGGCAUCGAUAAGCUUUUCAACAUAUUUGUGUCCAAGUUUGCAGAGCUCCCGUUUCUGCGGCGUCGGAUGGAAGCAGAGAAAUCGGCUUCUUUGGGUGGCGCGAGUCAGUUUUCCGCAGACGAUGACCUCGACUUGGGAUUGUACUAUAUUCGCGCCCUGUCGAACGUCUUUCGGUGGACACCCGACACUGUCUGGGCGGUCCUCGCGAAGAAGAUAGUCCAGUCGGCGGCUUAUUUUCCCCCGCUGUCCGAGAUCACUGGGACAGAUGAGGACAUAACGUUCCAAGAAUUCUUUCUCGAUGUUUGCCUCCGGUGUAUGCCCAGUGAUACUGUCCCAGAAAACGACGGUUUUGGGCUGCGGGUCGCACAGCUGUACCGCUCCGCGUUGACCGUUUUACACCAGAUUCUCCUUAACCCAUACGCAGAAUCGCUUUCAAAACUGCAUCUCGAGACGGGACUGAUCGAGAAGCUGACGAUAUCCCUCACGGGGUCUGACCCUUAUGUGCAAGUCCUGCUUCUUGAUGUUGUUUUUGCCUCGUUGAAACUCCGUGAGCUGCUUCCAGUGGAGAUUCCAACAUCCCCAGCAAACGAGAAGCGUGCGGCGAGCCUCGACCCGGCCAAAGGCUUCAGGCCGUCCUUGACAGGCGAGAAGCCGCCAGACAUACGGCCGCCCCCUCCUACGCUGCUAAAGUGCAUCCUGGCCGGACUGAGUUCGCCGAGCAGCCGGCCUGUCCUGGAUAGCUGGGUUGGUUUCCUCGGCGAAUGCCUACCUCUGUACUCGGACUCGGUAUUUCAGGUCUUGAUUCCUCUGGUGGAGACGCUGUGCAGCCAGAUUGGGAGCACCUUUGCCAGUCUGCAGCGCUUGUUCCGAGCCGCCGAUCGCCCAGGCGCGCACGAUGCAACCGGCCCGGAAACCACUUUGAUAUCCCUCCUGAACGGCCUUGAGCAGGUCCUGGCCAACGGACACGACAGGCUGCUGGCUGAAGAGGCCAGAGCCCAGGUUGUCAAGAGCCCAGAACAGCCCCAAGGUUUUUUUGGUAAUAUGGUCUCUGGCGUCUUCUCAUCGGAUGCGCCGCAGUCGCGGAGCGCCACGGCUAACGACAGACUUACCGUCUUGCUGGCAUUUCAGGACGCCGUCCGCAUGUGCUUCACAAUAUGGUCCUGGGGCCAGGGAAGCGACUCUGCGCGACAAGACGCCACGUCGGGAGCGUCGUUCAACUAUACCGCCUUGCGCAUGAGGAACCGCGCAAGAAGGCUGUUGGAGCACCUGUUUGCCGCAGAAACUCUCGAGUGCUUGGAGACGGUAAUUGGGAUAUGGCGGGGCUCGCUGGAUGAUGCCGACUCGUCAAAGCACGCCGAGGUCUUUAACCUGCUGCCUGCCCUCGAUGGCUCGCGACCCAAACACACCAUUCCCGCGCUUUUCAACGCCAUUUACAGCCGGACAAACCCGGCUGCCCUGGACCCUUCAAGGCGAUCUACCCUCACAAUCGAGCUCCAGGACACGGAUGUGGUGAUAUUUUUGGUGGAUUAUGCGCGCUCUCUGGAAGACGAUGCCAUGGACGAAAUAUGGCAGGACUGCAUGGCAUUCUUGAAAGACCUCCUGGGCAACCCCUUUCCUCAUCGCCAGACGCUUCCGAGUCUGCUUGAGUUUGCCGCCAUACUCGGCGAGAAGGUCGACAACACUAAUUUUGGGGAGCAGCGGAAGAUGCGCCGAGAACUGGCGGACCUGUUUCUGCGACUCCUCACAGCCAUAUUCACCACGAGGCCCACAAGUUUUGCUGACAUUACGAGCUCGUCCGUUGUCUCGGAGAAGCGAGCCAGCGAGACUUCCAGGCAGCCGUCUGUGGUCAGGCUUCCCGGAGAUCGCGCCGACGAUGUAGUAGGGAUUUUGUCUACCAUUGUGCCAAACCUGCCCAAAAUCCUGGUAGAGAACGACCGUAUCCUCACGGCUGCCACAGCAAUUUCGGCUAAUGUCAUUGGGCCAACGCUUCGCUCCAAGGCAUUUCCCGAAACUGUCUCGAAAAACACGCUACUUCUGCUGCAGGAGCUGGCUAAGCUCCCCAACAACCAAAAAUCAUGGAAGAAGGACGUUGCCGACGCCUUCAACGAUACGCGCUUCUUUACUUCGGCUGUCAGCUUGGUGCAGGACGGCUGGCUGACGCUUCUGAAGCAAUGGUCCAUCACGGACAAGGAGAGAAUGCCUGAGACGUUGGCCCGCAUGACACCGCCGACGACAGCCGGCAUCGUGUUUGGCGUUGGCGCGACGUCGGCGCGCCUCGAGGCAGACCGCAAGACGCAGCUGAACCUCCGCCGCAUCGCCACGCUGAUCCUUGCGUGCGGGACCGACGCGUUCGUCACCGACCUGCCUCCUAUUCUUGAGAAACUCACCGAGCUCCUGGGCGCCACGUCGACUUCGUCGCCCUCUUCCACCACCCGCGCAGAGGUGUACAUGGUUGUGCGCGCGCUCUUGCUCAAGACGAGCGCCAUUCACCUCGCCGCCCUCUGGCCCAUCAUCAACUCGGAGCUGCACGCGGCCAUCUCGUCCGUGGUCGCGCCCGACCACAGCGCGCCCUCGGACACGUACAGCAACCCGUCGGUGCUGCAGGCCUGCAAGCUCCUCGACCUGCUCGUGUGCGUGGCGCCCGAUGACUUCCAGCUGCACGAGUGGCUGUUCGUCACCGACACCAUCGACGCCGUCUACCGCUCGUCGACCUUCCAGCCUGUCGCGCUCGUCGACGAGGUGUCGGAGGAGCUCGGUGCCGCCAUGUCAACGGGCCUCGUCCACUACCACACCGAAUUCGCGUCGCCGACCACGACGCACACGGCGGGUAAAAUCUCGCACAAGCGGCCCCUGCUCGGCCCCGGCGGCAUCAUCAGAGACGACGUCAGCGUCGACCGCAAGGACGAGCUGGUCGCAAAGAUCCUGCGCCCCUUCUUCGGCCAGCUCAGCAUCUACGCCUUCGAGGCCACGUACGCUAUGGCGUCGCUCGACUGGGACGGCUGCGUGCAGAACCUGCUCAGGGACCUGUUUGACGAGAGGAGCAUUGUCAAGGCGUUAUGAGUGUGAUUUGUAUCGUAGACGAGUGGAAUGAGGGCUAAAGCGAGGCUUAAAAGUGGGCUGUCUCGUCGAUAGAGACGCUGGCAGGCGGAGAGGGAGUCAGGGAUGUGUGUACGUAUGUGGCAUGGACAGAGAAGACAAAAAGAGGGGCAAAAUAACUAUUGUACAUUUCAUCUUCUCGCUGUUGUUCAGAACAUGCGGAUAGUCAUUUGCAUUGCACAUGUAAACAGUGCACCGAUUGUGUUGUACACUGCCUG